GAGUCCAUCAAGAAGUACAAUACUAGAGAAAGUAAAAUAGAGGGUGCAUCCUUGUCUCUCUGAUUGCCCGGAGGGACGAGGACGACGGCAUAAACUUAUCCAACACGAUUACAAUCGUUACCCCUGGCAGCAGAUAGAGAAAAUUACACGAAUUUCCCAUAUUUUCCAUUAGGAGGCUCUCGAUACAAUCUUCCUAGAGAAGACAAUAUUGAUUAUCCAGAAAGCAAGAAUUGGUAGGAGGGUCGGUAUCUGGCCAGUCAAUAGUUGAACAAAAAAAUGUGGCUACCGAGAGAGCAACCCGAGAAGCGAGGAACAAAUGGAUUGGUGGCUGUGGCGAUCGACAAGGACCGUGGGAGCCAAAAUGCGCUGAAAUGGGCGGUUGACCAUCUCCUUGGGAAGGGUCAGACACUGUUGCUCCUCCACGUCAAGCUUCGGGAUCCCUCGGUUUCUCCUGCCCCCCGGCCUGAUAUCCUGACCUCAGGCGAUUCACUAGCCGGAAAAGACAUUGACCCGCAAACAAGGGAAAUCUUCCUUCCAUUUCGAUGCUUCUGUUCACGAAAAGAUAUACAAUGCAAAGACAUAGUACUAGAAAACACUGACGUAGCAAAAGCUCUAAUAGAAUAUGUUUCCAAGACUGCAAUCGACCAUCUGGUGGUUGGCGCCCCUGCAAGAUCUGCGUUUCUCAGGUUUAAGUCGACAGAUAUCUCAGCCAACUUGACUAAAGGUGCGCCCGACUUCUGUAAUGUGUAUGUCAUAUCGAAGGGAAAAAUAAGUUCCAUGCGCUCGGCUUCUCGACCAGCCCCACCCAUCUCAUCUAUGCGUGAUCAGAUUCUUAGCCAGUCGGUAGCAAGAGCAAGUCAGAUCGAUCCUCGGAUCCCCCAAGCUAAUAGCAUGAGAGCAGUUGUAAAGCAAGCAGUGGAGCAACCCAAUAUUCCAAAUAAUCAGGAAUCGGACUUCUUUAGGUCACCAUUCACCAGAGGGAGAGCUGCCAAUGGCAGAUUGUACGGGGAAGUCAGUAUGCCCGACAGUGAUAUAUCCUUUGUCUGUAGCUCAGGCAGACCAAGCAUCGAUCAGAUUUUCCCAUCGCUCUAUGACGGCCUUGAUAGCGGGAGGUCCCCUCGACUCUCAAGCUUGUCCGACAUGGACUUUGACAUUGCUUCAUUGCCACGGAGGUCGGCGGAUAGUUACUACAUGAACGAUUUCUCAUCAUCUGCAUCUGGCGGACAAGACAGCGAGAGAUUAUCUGUGUCCUCGUCAUCUUACAUGGAUGAUACAGAAGCUGAAAUGAGGAGGCUAAAGUUGGAGCUUAAACAGACAAUGGAAAUGUACAGCACAGCCUGCAAAGAAGCAAUUUCCGCAAAACAAAAGGCGGAAGAGCUCCGGUGCUGGAAAAUGGAAGAGCAAAGGAAACUCGAGGAGGCCCGACUGGCCGAGGAAGCAGCGUUGGCUAUCGCAGAGAAGGAGAGGGCAAAAUCCCGGGCUGCAAUUGAGGCUGCUGAGGCUGCCAGGAGGAUCGCUGAGCUGGAAGCACAGAAGAGAAUGACCGCAGAAAUGAAGGCCCUCAAGGAGGCAAAGGAGAAGAAGAAAUUCCUCGACAAGAUCACACGGGGUGGUAAUAUGAGAUGCAGGAAGUACAAGAUAGAUGAGAUCGAGGCUGCGACAGAAUACUUUGCGCAGUCUCACAAGAUCGGGGAAGGAGGUUAUGGGCCCGUGUUCAGGGGUUACUUGGAUUACACGAGUGUGGCCAUCAAGGUUCUCCGCCCGGAUGCUGCCCAGGGGCGAUCACAGUUCUUGCAAGAGGUGGAGGUGCUAAGCUGCAUUAGGCAUCCUAACAUGGUACUACUCCUGGGAGCUUGUUCCGAGUACGGAUGCCUGGUCUAUGAGUACAUGGCCAAUGGGAGCUUGGAAGACCGCCUUCUCUGUCGAGGGGGCACCUCUCCCCUUUCCUGGCAGCUCCGGUUCAAGAUUGCUGCCGAGAUCGGCACUGGCUUAUUGUUCCUCCACCAGACUAAACCCGAGCCUUUAGUCCACAGGGACCUGAAGCCUGGCAACAUCCUUCUCGACCGCAACUUUGUGAGCAAGAUUGCUGACGUCGGGCUUGCCAGGCUAGUCCCACCCUCCGUGGCUGACACUGUGACGCAGUACAGAAUGACAUCAACUGCCGGCACAUUCUGCUACAUCGACCCCGAGUAUCAGCAAACAGGCAUGCUGGGCGUGAAGUCGGAUAUCUACUCCCUUGGAAUCAUAUUCCUACAGUUGUUGACAGCCAGGCCCGCCAUGGGACUGACCCACCAUGUCGAACGGGCGAUUGAGGACGGGACCUUCGCCAGCAUGUUGGACCCGACAGUGCCAGACUGGCCAGUGGAAGAGGCAGUGAGCUUCGCUAAGUUGGCUCUAAAGUGUGCAGAGCUAAGACGGAACGACAGGCCAGAUCUAGGGAAUGUUAUCCUGCCAGAACUCAAGAGACUGAGGGCCCUUGGGGAAGAAGACAUAUUGCAACAGCCGCUAUCGACCACCGGCAAGUGCACCAUGCUGAGCCAGAGCCAGAGCCAGAGCCAGAGCCAAAGCCAAGUCUCAUUGCAGCUGGAGUUGAUGAGUCCCCCAUCAGGAAGAUCAGUUGAAAGCUGGACUAACCCAAUUUGAGGUGGAAAGAUAUUCACAGCAAGAAACAGAGAUUUUGUUAUAAUAUUUCUUAUCCAAAUUGACACGGAGAACUCAGAGGCGGGAUCCAGUGAUCCACCUCAGUGAGAUGCUUCGGAACCCGAAAGGCUUAGGCAUCCAUAGAGACCUGUCCAAUCAUUGGAUUUCUUCUGAAGUCGGGAAGGAUGAAUUCACUUGUAUGUAGUCGAGCAUUCUCCGAGCUCAAUCUGAUCGGAGUAUAGGACUUCUGGAUGCACUUGUUAUCCUCCUCCCUUUCCACCAUUUGUUUUGGUGAGUGGAGCAAAGCUGCAAAGAAAAAGGCAGCCCAAGUAGAUUUUGUGAAUUUCACAGUUUGUCAAUUGAAUUU
Molecule: messenger RNA, 3007 nt
Organism: Punica granatum (pomegranate)
Lineage: Eukaryota; Viridiplantae; Streptophyta; Magnoliopsida; Myrtales; Lythraceae
Source: RefSeq, a predicted model, not a curated record